UGGGCCUGACCGACGGGUGGGCCGGGAAGGCUGCCUCUUCCUCUUUUCUCCUUUCUCCUCUCGGGUUCCUGCCCGGAGAGCGAUCUGCUGAUUGCUUGUGGCCGAGGCACGCGUGGAUCCGAGCUAGUCUGAGAAGCAGAACCAAGCCCAGCUGGGAGCACAGCCUGGGACGGCCUGGACUCCUCUCAAGGGCCCCAGUGUCACACACCCAGCCAUGCAUUACCCGGCGGUGCUUCUGCUGCUCCUGCCCGGGGGGGUUGAGGCCUUUCGCAUCUGUGCCUUCAAUGCCCAGCGACUGACGCUCACAAAGGCAGCCAGGGAACAUGUGAUGGACACGUUGGUCCGGAUCCUGGUUCGCUGUGAUAUCAUGAUGCUGCAGGAGGUGGUGGACUCUACUGGCAGUGCUACGUCCCUCCUGCUUCGAGAACUCAAUCGACUUGAUGAGUCCGGGUCCUACAGUGUCCUGAGCAGCCCCUUGCUGGGGCGGAGCACAUACAUGGAGAAGUACGUGUACGUCUACCGAUCACACAAGACACAGGUCCUGGAUUCCUACGUGUACAAGGACGAGGAUGAUCUCUUUGCCCGGGAGCCCUUCGUGGCCCAGUUCACCUUCCCCAGCAAGGUCCUCCCCCACCUGGUGCUGGUCCCGCUGCAUGCCUCUCCGAAGGCCGUAGAGAAAGAAUUGAACGCCCUGUACGACGUGUUUCUGGAUGUCUCUGAGCGCUGGCAGAGCAAGGACAUGAUCUUGCUUGGGGACUUCAAUGCUGACUGUGGCUCGCUGACCAAAAAGCGCUUGGGUGAGCUGGUGCUACGGACUCAGGAAGGCUUCCAGUGGGUGAUCCCCGACGAUGAGGACACCACAGUGCGUGCCAGCACCCACUGUGCCUAUGACCGCAUCGUGCUGCAUGGUGAGCGCUACGGGAGCCUGCUGCGCUCCGCAGCCGCCUUUGACUUCCCCAGGAGCUUCGGACUCACCGAGGAAGAGGCUCUCAACGUCAGCGACCACUACCCCGUGGAAGUGGAGCUGAGCCGGGCAGUACACAGGGCCCAACCCCUCGGCCUGGCCGCCGCUCUGCUGCUGCUGCUGCUGCUGCUUCCCUAACAGGGCCUGGGGGCCCAGAGCCAGCCUGGUGCUGAUCUCUGCUGUCUGCUCUCCGACCGCUCGGGGACCCACAGAGACGCCUGAGGGGCUGCAAUUGCAGCCCUCCUCCACCUGACUAAAGCUCCGCCCCACUGGACUGCAGCUCUCCUCCGUCGUCUCCUUAGUUUCCGCUUGCAUUCUCUGAUUGGGCUCCUGGAUGGCAUUAGAACGUAGAAAAGGAAGGCAGGAGGGACCCUGAAGCUAGAGCAGUGCCACUCCGCCCCCAUCUACUGUCAGGACUGGGGACAGAGCAGGCUCCGGGGCUGGAGGAAGGGGAAAGGUGGCUCAGGUGAUUUGGGCUAAACUACAGGGCUCAACAAAGGGAAUCAACAGACCCAGUGAUUUUAUCCUGUGACAAAAAGGAAACUUACAUACUGAGAACAGACAGCUAAAUUGUGGGGAUAGCCCAUGUGUAGCGGACGCCUCAAAGGGCCAUGUUCGUUGCACAGGAUUCUUCGGAAGCAAUAUUAAGACUACAGUAAAUACAAGGAUUGAGGAGUUUAUACACACACACACACACACACACACACACACACGGUACACGUUUGAAACAGCUCCAAUGCCUGUUGUGCAUUGCUGCCAGGCCUGUAUUUGUAACCUUCUUGCAACCCAGCCUCACUGCAGCCCGGCUGCGGCUGGCGCUAUCUACAGGAAACAUGUUAUGUAGCCCUUAACUUUUAACAGUAACAGUAACCGUGUAGAUAGAUACAUUGUGCCGUUCAUGGGUUACAGUACAGGAUACAGAGCAAAAGGUCAGCAAGAACCCUAUUCCAGGUGUUGGCAUCACAGAACCCUUCCUUCUCCAGCCCCAUUUUCCUGAGAACAGCUCAGUAAAACUACCUAGGACAUCACAGCCACCUAACCCCCUCAAGGUCAAAAAUAAAGGUAAUUUUAAACCUCA
This is a messenger RNA of Suricata suricatta (meerkat), 2042 nucleotides long. RefSeq names its product deoxyribonuclease 1 like 1 (gene DNASE1L1). The record is from RefSeq and is a predicted model, not a curated record. The transcript has 8 exons. Bases 215 to 1102 code for a protein of 295 amino acids. Lineage: Eukaryota; Metazoa; Chordata; Mammalia; Carnivora; Herpestidae. Gene Ontology annotation, molecular function: DNA nuclease activity. Gene Ontology annotation, cellular component: nucleus. Gene Ontology annotation, biological process: DNA catabolic process.